This is a messenger RNA of Emiliania huxleyi CCMP1516, 204 nucleotides long. RefSeq lists its product as hypothetical. Lineage: Eukaryota; Haptophyta; Isochrysidales; Noelaerhabdaceae. The record is from RefSeq and is a predicted model, not a curated record. Bases 1 to 204 code for a protein of 67 amino acids. The transcript has 3 exons. Gene Ontology annotation, molecular function: 2-oxoglutarate-dependent dioxygenase activity.
AUGAGUAUCACCCAGGCCUGCCUGUUCGAGCAGUUCCCGCGGCUUCGGCGCGACUUUGAGGUGCCGGCGGCGUGCGGCGUGAGCCGCGGGACUGUGCAGCACACGCACGCGUGGCUCGGCCCCGCCGGCACGGUGACGCCGCUGCACUUCGACUCGUACGACAACAUCUUCUCACAAGUUGUCGGCUACAAGCUCGUGCGCUAA